UGCAAAAGGAAUAAUAAAGGCUUAGUGGAUAAUCUCAAAAAGGUUUUUGUAUCAACAACAUUGCAAUCUUUUCGUUAUAGGCAGAGUGCACCUUUCGGUUCAGAGUUAUUUUUAUUUUAUUAGGUCUGAGCUAUUCAGUUGCUAUAGCAACCAGAUUGUAAACUAUAAAGACAAGUUAAAAUAAACAAUUUUAUGAUGGACCAAACAAUGCAGAUAAAAGAUGGACAAUAUACAAAAACGAUAUAUACAAUGAUAAAAGAAACCAGAUACGAUGAGGCAAUCAAGGCUUUAAACGAAGCUAUAAACUUUAGUCCGAACCGCGCGGGACUAUCUCUUCUCGGAUUCUGUUAUUUUAGAACCCAAUCUUUUGUUGAAGCAGCAAAUUGCUAUGAACAAUUAGCAGCCAUGCACCCUGAUGUCCCCGAGUACAAGCUGUACUUUGCUCAAGCUCUCCACGAAGCAACAAUGUAUGAUGAAUCUUACAAAGUCACUGUACAAAUAACUGCUCCAGAACUUGAAAGAAAAGUCAUUAAAUUGCAAUCUGCCAUUAAAUAUGGAGAAGAGGAUACAAUAACUGCGAAAGGCCUAGUUGAUUCUUACCCUCAAGAGGAUCCAGAUAAGGAUAUAAAUCUGGGAUGUCUUUUAUUCAAAGAAAACCAAUAUGAAGAGGCCUUACAAAAGUUUUCAAGGAGUCUCAACGUCGUAGGAUUCAAUGCGCAUCUUCAUUACAACAUAGCGUUAUGUUAUUUUAAACUAAAAGAGUAUCCUCAAGCAUUAAAACACAUAACUCUUGUCAUCGAAAGAGGCAUCCGCGAUCAUCCCGAGCUAGCUGUGGGUAUGCAAGCAGAAACAUCAGAAGUGAAGUCCGUCGGAAAUACGUUGACCUUACAUGAGACGGCACUCACUGAAGUGUUCAAUCUAAAGGCCGCUAUCGAGUUCCAAUUGAAGAACAUAGAAGCGGCGCGCGAAGCCCUCAACGACAUGCCACCGAGACAUGAACAUGAGUUAGAUGCGGUGACACUGCACAACAUAGCUCUCACCUCUAUAGAUAUCAAGCCUACAGAUGGCUUCGAAAAACUACAUUUCUUGCUCCAACAAGAUCCUUUUCCAGCAGAAACAUUCGCUAACCUUUUACUUCUGUAUUGUAAAUUUGAAUACUUUGAUCUAGCAGCUGAUGUUCUAGCCGAAAACGCCCAAUUUACAUACAAAUACUUGACCCCAUACCUAUAUGACUUUUUGGAUGCUAUAAUUACCAGCCAAACAUCACCUGAAGAAGCAUUCCAGAAAUAUGAAGAUAUAGCCUCUAAACAUGCGGAGCAGUUGAGGAAACUUACAAAAGUAGUUCAGGAGAGUCGGUCUCAAGGGGACAAUGACCAAGUGAAGAAAGCUGUGGUUGAAUACGAAGAGGCCUUGGAAAGAUACAUUCCAGUUGUUAUGGCUCAAGCUAAAAUCUACUGGGAUAUGGAAAACUAUGGACAGGUGGAAAAGAUUUUUCGCAAAUCGGUAGAAUUUUGCAAUGAAUCUGAUGUUUGGCGACUAAAUGUAGCUCAUGUGCUGUUUAUGCAAGAAAAUAAGUAUAAAGAAGCGGCCAGUUUCUACGAACCAAUUGUUAAGAAACAGUAUGAUAAUAUUUUAGAUGUAAGCGCAGUAGUUUUAGCUAAUCUCUGUGUAUCUUACAUAAUGACGUCACAAAACGAGGAAGCCGAAGAUAUUAUGAGGAAAAUUGAAAAAGAGGAAGAGCAACAAAUAUUCGAAGACCCCCAAAAGAAGUUUUAUCAUCUGUGCAUCGUGAACUUAGUAAUCGGCACGUUGUAUUGCGCGAAGGGGAACUACGAAUUUGGAAUAUCCCGAGUUAUAAAAUCCCUAGAGCCUUUUAAUAAGCGUCUAGGAACCGAUACGUGGUUCUAUGCCAAGCGUUGUUUUUUAUCAUUCCUGGAGAACUUAGCUAAGCACUUGAUUGUUGUUAAAGAUAACACUAUAAAGGACUGCUUGCAGUUCCUAGAAGGUUGCGAGACGUACGGGCGCCGCGUGAGCACCGUUAUCGAGAACCCAUUUCAAGAAGAGGACGCACAUAACAAGGCGAAGCAAACCGUCACUUACGAAGCACGACUCCUGCGAUACAUGUUCUACAAACUAAGGAAUAUCGACGACUCUGUUACUAUCAAUAAGUAUGAGGAUUUAAAAUAAACGCUUACCUGGAGGUAUCGGC
Molecule: messenger RNA, 2209 nt
Organism: Trichoplusia ni (cabbage looper)
Lineage: Eukaryota; Metazoa; Arthropoda; Insecta; Lepidoptera; Noctuidae
Gene: Ttc30
Product: tetratricopeptide repeat protein 30A
Exons: 2
Coding region: 193-2187 (664 amino acids)
Biological process (GO): intraciliary transport
Cellular component (GO): intraciliary transport particle B; axonemal microtubule
Molecular function (GO): protein binding; intraciliary transport particle B binding
Source: RefSeq, a predicted model, not a curated record